This is a messenger RNA of Rotaria sordida, 474 nucleotides long. The record is from the annotation of a GenBank genome assembly. Lineage: Eukaryota; Metazoa; Rotifera; Eurotatoria; Philodinida; Philodinidae.
AUGCCAGCUGCAGCAAGUAUAUCAAAUACAUUUGCAAAAGAUAAAAAUGAAUGGUAUUUAAUAUUUGAAGAAUUACGUGAUAUAUCACCAUUAAAAUAUGGUGAAAAUAUAUUAGAACGUCUUGCUAAACCAUUAAGUCAUAUCAUAGAGAAUUGUUUUAUUUUAUUUUAUUUUUUUUGUUUUAGUUCGACAACAACUAGAAGUAUUAAAACAAAUUGCUCAUUUGAUGCUCAUUGGGGAAAUAUAUUAUAUUCUCGUGAAAGUGGUAUACAAUUAAUUGAUUUUAGUAUUGCAACACUUAUUGAUCGAUUUGAAUUACCGAAUUCGAACGCAACAUUAAUUAUAACAUUUACUUUUGAUCGAUCUGUAGAUUGUGAAGCAUCAAAAUUACGACGAAAUUUUCAACAAUUAAUUAAAAAUAAUUAUCCAAUCAAUGGUCAUACUCUUCUUUCACAUCCAUGGUUACAAUAUUAA